CGCUCUUCCAGCAGGUACUCUCCUAUCCUGAACUUCCAACCCCCAUGGCUGCUACAUCGACAGCUCGAGCUCUCUCUCGCAUUGCAAUCAUAGGCGGAGGACCUGGUGGACUGGCCCUCCACCUCACCCUCGCCAAGCGCGGUAUCCCCGCCACGAUCUAUGAGCGCGAGGCCGACAACCACUCGCGCGCGCAUAUGGGCGGCAUGCUGGAUCUCGAAUGGGCGACUGGCCAGCGCGCGCUGCGCGAGAACGGCAUGGAGGACGUCUUCAAGAAGUACUCCCGCCGCGACGCCCAGGAGAUGCGCAUCGCAGGCAAAGACGGCAUCAUCCUCCAGAAGCGCGAGGAUCCCGCCUCUGAGGAGGGCGAUCUGGAGAACGAGCGCCCCGAGAUCGAUCGCCGUGUCCUCCGCGAGAUCCUCCUCGACGCCGUGCCCAAGGACUCGGUCAAAUGGGACCACGCCCUCACCUCCAUUCGGCCCCUCGACAACGGCGAGCACGAGCUCACGUUUGCGAACGGCUCUGUUGUCGUCACCGACCUGGUCGUCGGCGCCGAUGGCGCCAACUCUCGCGUCCGCCCCCUGCUGUCCUCCGCUGUACCCCUCUAUCACGGCAUCACGGGCGCGGAGCUCUCGCUCGCCCCCUCCGUUGUCGCUCUCCCCGAGAACCGCGAUAUCAACGACGCCAUCGGCAAGGGCACCUGCGGCGUCCUCGAAGACGAGAAGGUGAUCACCUUCCAGCGAAACGGAGACGGCCGCAUCCGGGCCUACAUGUGGUUCCGGGGCGACGCCAACUGGAAGCUACCCAGCGACCCGAAGGAGGCGAAGAAGGCCAUGCUCGACGUCUACGCGGACUGGGCGCCGUGGAUCCGCAAGUUCAUUGAGCAGGCGGACGAGAGCGCCAUCUACCUCCGGCCGCUGUACCACCUCCCCGUUGGGCACCGCUGGGACCACAAAGCCGGCGUCACGCUGAUUGGAGACGCUGCGCAUCUCAUGAGCCCGUACGCGGGCGCCGGCGCGAACCUGGCCAUGGGAGACGGGUUGGAUCUGGGCCUCGUCAUUGCUGAUGCGGUUUCGAAGGGUUUGGGGAGUGAGGAGAGGGAGACGGCGAUUGCGGCGUGGGAGGAGAAGAUGUUCGAGUCGGCAGGCCAGUUCGCGUUCAUCUCGAAGAAGAGUCUCGAGCUCUCCUUCGGGCCAGGUACACCUCACUCGGCCGUCAAAGGCUUUGCAAAGUAUCUGGAGCAACCCAAGAAGUAGCGUAUGGUCACUAUCGUACCUUCAUGCAACUGAUAGCUCCUUGGCAAUACAUAUCAUCG
This is a messenger RNA of Trametes versicolor FP-101664 SS1, 1312 nucleotides long. Its product is annotated as FAD/NAD-P-binding domain-containing protein. Gene Ontology annotation, molecular function: FAD binding. The record is from RefSeq and is a predicted model, not a curated record. Bases 45 to 1253 code for a protein of 402 amino acids. Lineage: Eukaryota; Fungi; Basidiomycota; Agaricomycetes; Polyporales; Polyporaceae. The transcript has a single exon.